This is a messenger RNA of Lolium perenne, 701 nucleotides long. RefSeq names its product probable histone H2A.5. NCBI's taxonomy places the organism in Eukaryota, Viridiplantae, Streptophyta, Magnoliopsida, Poales, Poaceae. The record is from RefSeq and is a predicted model, not a curated record. Gene Ontology annotation, molecular function: protein heterodimerization activity; structural constituent of chromatin; DNA binding. Gene Ontology annotation, cellular component: nucleosome.
UCCCCACCUCCUCGCCGUCUCCAUCACCAACACUCACUUCACAAUCCCCAACCUGCGAACUCUUCUCCGAAGCAGAGCAGAUUGCCAUGGACGCCUCAGGCACUGCAGCCGUCGGCAAGGCGAAGAAGGGAGCGGCCGGGCGCAAGGCCGGCGGUCCCAGGAAGAAGUCGGUGAGCAGGUCCGUCAAGGCCGGCCUCCAGUUCCCUGUCAGCCGCGUCGGCCGUUACCUCAAGAAGGGCCGGUACGCGCAGCGGGUCGGCACCGGCGCCCCCGUGUACCUCGCCGCCGUGCUCGAGUACCUGGCCGCGGAGCUGCUGGAGCUCGCCGGGAACGCCGCCAAGGACAACAAGAAGUCCCGCAUCAUCCCGCGCCACCUGCUGCUCGCCAUCCGGAACGACGAGGAGCUCGGGAAGCUGCUCGCCGGCGUCACCAUCGCGCACGGAGGCGUGCUGCCCAAGAUCCACUCCGUGCUUCUCCCGAAGAAGACGGUGGAGAAGGAGGCCAAGUCGCCGAAGAAGGCUGCCAAGUCCCCCAAGAAGGCCGCCAAAUCCCCAAAGAAGGCUUAGAUGCGCGCACCGAUUUGACUUACGCUCUGUGUAGUGCUUCAGAUUAGUGUUUGCUUCUGGCUAUACCUGUCAAUGUAAUGUUUGUCUUCUGUGCUGCUAAGGAAAAUUGUCAGAAAUCUCUCUGAUUUGCAUAAA